Peronospora matthiolae is the source of this 354-nucleotide messenger RNA. NCBI's taxonomy places the organism in Eukaryota, Oomycota, Peronosporomycetes, Peronosporales, Peronosporaceae. The record is from the annotation of a GenBank genome assembly.
AUGAGCUACGUGACGGUUCUGGAAGAGUCUUCACCUUGCAUGCUGGAGGUAUGUGCAGGCCGCGCACGUAUGCUUCCUCUGCGGCUAUGCAGAGUGGUGUACGACAGCCCUGGUGUGACCUUCCGCGAGCGACGGAAAACCCUCCGGUCGAUUUUCAUGACGACGCCAAGUGACGAUGUAACGCUGCGUAUCUCACGACUCCCGAGAUCUGCGCAAGCUUACAUGACCUACGCUUCCGUAUAUGCCAAGCGCACAGAGCAAUGCUUGUUGUGCUGGCGUCGUGAAGCAGCUGAAAGUGCCGUUUCACUUCAUCUUCGCAAUGUGACGGUCAAGCGGACAAGUUGCGGAGCAUGA